Molecule: messenger RNA, 695 nt
Organism: Vigna angularis (adzuki bean)
Lineage: Eukaryota; Viridiplantae; Streptophyta; Magnoliopsida; Fabales; Fabaceae
Product: MFP1 attachment factor 1
Exons: 1
Coding region: 129-500 (123 amino acids)
Biological process (GO): lateral root development; mitotic cell cycle
Source: RefSeq, a predicted model, not a curated record
CUUAAACAAAAACACAACAAACGUCACACUUUCUGUCUCUUUCUCUUCCUCCCUUUGUUUUUCAAACCCUUUAAAACCACUAUUCUUCCACAAACUCAAAAUCCCAUAUUCCCCUUUUCGUCGUUACUAUGUCAAACACCGAAACCACACCGGACCAACCCUCCACUCCACCGCAAGCGGAGGCUCCGCCGCAGCCAGACCCCUCCGCAGCUCUUUCCUUCACCAUAUGGCCCAUCACCAUGCGCACCCGCGAUGCCAUCGUCAACCGCCUCAUCGAGACCCUCACCACCUCCUCCGUACUCUCCGAAGGCUACGGCACUCUCUCAUCCGACGAAGCCUCCGCCGCCGCUCACCAGAUCGAGGGGGAAGCCUUCUCCGCCGCGACCUCCGCCGAUGGCAUUAAGACCCUCCAGCUCUACUCCAAGGAGAUCAGCAAGCGCAUGCUCGACACUGUCAAGACCUCCGCCGUAGAGGGCGUCGCCACUGUCGUCUCCGAAUAACCUUUGUUCUGCGAGAUUGUAGAAGUGGAAGAUCCGCGGAUGUAAAAUUACUUGCUCUGGCUUAUUCGGAUUCGUAUGAAAAUUUUUCACUUUUCUAACUUUAUAGUCUCUUUUGAGUGUAGGCAUGCUUUUGUUGCAUCAACUUAUGGUAAUAACAGUAAAGAUAAAUUUAGAUAUAUUUCCAUUCGGCCUUUA